Molecule: messenger RNA, 1897 nt
Organism: Tripterygium wilfordii
Lineage: Eukaryota; Viridiplantae; Streptophyta; Magnoliopsida; Celastrales; Celastraceae
Product: plant intracellular Ras-group-related LRR protein 5-like
Exons: 3
Coding region: 112-1683 (523 amino acids)
Molecular function (GO): protein binding
Source: RefSeq, a predicted model, not a curated record
GAAAAAAUCACAACUUUGAUUAAGAAAAAACAAGUGGGCAUAGCCCAAGGUUGUUUUUAGAUUUAGAAAACCUCUCAAAGUUUCCUCUUUUGUUCCAAAACCACCAUAGCCAUGGCUGUAAUAUCAAAGCAAGGGCACUCAUCGCCGGCUUUUGUAGAAACAGUGGAAGAAAUUAUGGGUAUCUACAAAACACUACCUCCUAGACCCUCCUUGGAAGAAGUUGAAGCGGCCAUGUCAGUUCUCAAGACUGUCAAUUCUGAAGAAGAGGCAAAGCUUGAGGAAAUCUCUAAGCAAGAACCACCCAAGGAUGUCCCGGAGGAGAUGUUUUAUGUGCUAAAAGAGGUGAAGAGGACCAUGGUUUUGUUUCAAAGCUUUGAACAGAAAAAAGAGGCCUUUCACCUGGUUGAAAUUGACAAGAUGCUUGAGACCUUCGAUGGGUUGAUACAAAGAACUUCUCUUUUGGCUUCUGGUGAUACCCAGAUGGAGAAAAGAGAUGGUUUCUCAGACCCAGUUGAGAAAAUUGAGAGAGAAAGUGUAAUCAAUUAUGGGAGCUUGGUCAAGAAAAUGAAAGAUGGAGAAUUGGAGAAAGAUAGCUUCAAGGGUUUUCGGAGGACUUCUUCCACAAAAGCUUCUUUCUUUUCAGGUAUAGGAGAGGAUGAGAAAUUUAGUCUUAUGAAGGUGGCAGCUGUGAUUGAAAACACAGCAAAAACUGGCGAAGUAGUUGUUGAUCUUAGGGGAAAGUUGAUGGACCAGAUUGAGUGGCUCCCUGUAUCACUUGGAAAAUUGUCGAGUGUCACCGAAUUGGACUUGUCUGAAAACAGGAUCAUGGCUCUUCCAGCCACAAUUGGUAGCCUGGGAGCCUUGACGAAGCUCGACAUCCACUCGAACCAACUAAUAAAUCUGCCAGACUCAUUCGGGGAACUAAUCACAUUGACUGAUCUUGAUCUCCAUGCGAACAGAUUAAAGUCAUUGCCUGCUUCUUUUGUGAACUUGACAAACCUCAUCAGUCUAGAUUUGAGUUCAAAUCACUUUUCACGAUUACCGGAGACAAUUGGAAACUUGAGCUCUUUGAAGUUACUGAAUGUGGAAACAAAUGAUCUCGAAGAACUUCCAUACACGAUCGGAAAUUGCUCAUCGCUUGUGGAGCUGAGGUUAGACUUCAAUCAGCUCAAAGCUCUACCUGAGGCUAUUGGGAAGCUUGAAUUCUUGGAGAUUCUAACUCUCCAUUAUAACAGAAUUAAGGGGUUGCCAACAACAAUGGGGAACCUUGUCCAUUUGAAGGAGCUUGAUGUGAGCUUCAAUGAAAUCGAAAGCAUCCCUGAAAAUCUAUGUUUCGCUGUAAGCCUCAAGAAACUUGACGUUGGGAAGAACUUUGCAGACCUCCGAGCCUUGCCACGGUCAAUUGGAAAUCUUGAGAUGCUUGAAGAGUUGGAUAUAAGUGACAAUCAGAUUAGAGUCUUACCAGACUCUUUCAGGUUCCUGUCAAAACUGAGAGUCUUCCGUGCCGAUGAAACUCCCUUGGAAGUUCCUCCAAGACAUAUAACUAAAUUGGGUGCUCAGGCUGUUGUGCAGUACAUGGAAGAUCUUGUCACUAAUAGGGGUGCCAAGCCUAAACCCUCCAUGAAAAAGAAAGGAUUUUGGGUCAAGAUUUGGGCGAUUGUUUGGCCUUUUCGGCGUAAUUAAUCCGACUUAAGCAUGUAAUUAACAAAAGCUUCAUUCAUGUUGAGUGACUUCUAUGAACAUAGAUUUCCUGUUUUCUUUUACUGAACUGCUCUUUAUUAUUGGUUUUUUUAUCAAGUGUGGUACUCCAACCCGUGUUGGUUUGUACAGAAUCAUUAUGUUGGAUGAUAAUAUUAUUCUUCAUUUAUGUAUUUGUGGCAAAAUAUUUAUUGUUUCA